Molecule: messenger RNA, 802 nt
Organism: Myotis brandtii (Brandt's bat)
Lineage: Eukaryota; Metazoa; Chordata; Mammalia; Chiroptera; Vespertilionidae
Gene: MMGT1
Product: membrane magnesium transporter 1
Exons: 4
Coding region: 199-594 (131 amino acids)
Cellular component (GO): early endosome; Golgi apparatus; EMC complex
Source: RefSeq, a predicted model, not a curated record
CCCGUGCUUUCCCCUCCUUCCCGGCAUUUCUGUUUCCGCUUUCUGAAGGCUCUUUAGUUUUCCCACCUCUGUGAGACACUUCGCGCCCAGUGGUCCAGUGACGUCAUUUUUCUGCGCUGCGUGGACAACCACCGUUGGGAGAGGGAACUGCUUUGCCGCCCCUCGCUGCUUUCCUCGGGCUGCUGCUCAUCCGGAAUAAUGGCGCUGUCACUGUGGAAGGGGCUGGUAGGCAUUGGCCUCUUUGCCCUAGCACACGCGGCCUUUUCUGCUGCUCAGCAUCGUUCUUAUAUGCGAUUAACGGAAAAGGAAGAUGAAUCACUGCCAAUAGAUAUAGUUCUUCAGACACUUCUGGCCUUUGCGGUUACCUGUUAUGGUAUAGUUCAUAUUGCAGGGGAGUUUAAAGACAUGGAUGCCACUUCAGAACUAAAAAAUAAGACAUUUGACACAUUAAGGAAUCAUCCAUCAUUUUAUGUAUUUAAUCAUCGUGGUAGAGUACUGUUUCGGCCUUCAGAUACAACAAAUUCUUCAAAUCAAGAUGCAUUGUCCUCUAAUACAUCGUUGAAGUUACGAAAACUUGAAUCCCUGCGUCGUUAAGAUUUUUACAAAUCAUAACAGUACAGGACACAGAGUUGGAAUAUUGGAGUUUGGAGUAUAAAACACUCCCCCCAUAAGUAUUUAUAUUGAUCUUUUAGAUCUAACUAAAACAAGUCUGUGGCCCUUGUUUGUACACUGUAAUCAAAUUAUUUUUUUUGGAGAAUUUCAAGAUUUAUUUAUUUUUUUAAUUGAAUUUAUUGGGGUGACA